Messenger RNA from Cercospora beticola, 1215 nucleotides. Lineage: Eukaryota; Fungi; Ascomycota; Dothideomycetes; Mycosphaerellales; Mycosphaerellaceae. The record is from RefSeq and is a predicted model, not a curated record.
AACACAUUGCCAUCACCGACAUCUCCGCUGCCACUUCCCUUCUUUCUCCAUUCCGCCGACAUCCAAGUGAACGUCUGGUACGCUUUACGACUCGCUACAGCACUUGACAUCGACUGUAAUUCCCCGCAACACCGCCAUCAUGUUCAUCGCGCGAUCAGAAUAUGGUAUGAACAUCAACACCUUCUCCCCCGAGGGACGUCUCUUUCAGGUCGAAUACUCGCUCGAAGCCAUCAAGCUGGGCAGCACAGCAAUCGGCAUCUCCACUUCUGCCGGUGUCAUCCUUGGUGUAGAAAAGCGCAUCACAUCGUCCCUUCUCGAGACCAGUUCCGUGGAGAAGAUCGUGGAGAUUGAUAGGCACAUUGGAUGCGCCAUGUCAGGGUUGCAGGCAGAUGCACGCAGUAUGAUCGAACACGCACGAGUUACUUCGCAAAGCCACGAAUUCCACUACAACGAGCGGUUAAGCGUCGAGAGCUGUACACAAGCCAUCUGUGACCUGGCAUUGCGAUUUGGUGAGGGAGCUGAGGGUGAGGAGAGCAUCAUGAGUCGACCUUUCGGUGUGGCGCUGCUCAUUGCCGGAUACGACGAGAACGGACCUUCACUCUACCACGCCGAGCCAUCGGGCACGUUCUACCGAUACGAUGCGAAAGCCAUUGGUUCAGGCUCUGAGGGCGCUCAGGCCGAGCUGCAGAACGAGUUCCACAAGUCGCUCACGCUGCCCGAGGCAGAAGAGCUGGUGCUGAAGACACUGAAGCAGGUCAUGGAGGAGAAGCUAGAUUCCAAGAACGUACAGCUUGCUAGCGUGACCAAGGAGAAGGGUUUCAGGAUCUACACAGACGAGGAGAUGGCGGGCGUUGUGUCACGGCUGGAGGGAAACUGAAGCAAGAGCAUGGAGUACGAGUAUGACGCAUGACUGGUAUACACCAGAUUGUAUAUUACGGAUCAGAGCAUUGCAUCGGCGCGAUGGCGCUGGUGCGUAGAAAGAGCCUGUUCAGAUGCUGAAUGCGACACGAGAGAUCGAUCAUACACCUUCCAAGAUCAACAAUGAUGCCGUUCGCGGCCCAUGCAUUGCUGACGGCACUUUGAUCGAAGACGAAUGGGCGAUUGAUGCAAUAGCAGGAGUCUCGAUAAGAACGACGUGUGCAACGCACUCUCGACAUAAGUCGCCGAUUAGCAUUUGCGACAAAUGCAACAUAAGCUGACAACGUCGAUAUCCGU